Messenger RNA from Triticum turgidum subsp. durum (durum wheat), 966 nucleotides. The record is from the annotation of a GenBank genome assembly. NCBI's taxonomy places the organism in Eukaryota, Viridiplantae, Streptophyta, Magnoliopsida, Poales, Poaceae.
AUGGCCGCGUCAGCGUCGGCGGCGGGCGGCGAGCCCCAGAAGCAGUUCCUAUCCAUCAUCCGCGACUUUGCCGCCGAGAAGUCCCACGGCGAGCGCACGGUGUCGGGCCUGAAGCGCCGCCUCGACGACGUGGUCUCGGCGUCCGACGCGGCCACGGCGGAGCUCGAGGCCGCGAAGCGCGCGCGGGAGGCGGCGGAGACGGAGCUGCGCGGGAGCGAGGUGCAGGCCUCCAUCGCAGACGCGUCGAUACAGGCGCUCGAGGCGACGAUCUCUCAUCUCCAGGAGGAGAUCGCGAAGCUGGGCUCUGAACUGGAGGCGCUUAAGAGCACGGAGGACAUCGAGAGAGAGGAGUUCUUGAGACAGAUGCAUGAAAUGAAUGCUAGGAUAAGGCAAUUUCAACAGAAGGCUUCUGCAGAAUUAGCAGAGAGGUGCUCUGGACCGCCAUCAGCAGAUGGUAAGCAAGGCAAGUCAGCAGAGGGUCAAAAUGGGAGCGACAUGAAUGAAACUAUGGACUCAGAAGGUAUGUUGACCGAUUCGGUUGAUCAGAUGAACAACAUGAACGCUGAGGUGCAUGUAUUGGAGGAAGAGUAUCAAAAGGACCUGCUUGAACUUGAAAAGCUGCGUCAUGAACUGGCUGAUGUCCGAGCAAAGAGAGCUCUUAUGGAGGCUGUGAUGAAAGAGACGAAGAAGUUGCAGGAGCUCGGAGGAUAUCCUUUUCACCUGUCUAGAAAUCACUUCGUUGGCUCAACUAUUCAUUAUAUAUACAUAUGUUCCUGCUGCUUCUUCCUCCGUGUGUGUUCGCGGAAGCUUUCCUUGACUCGACGCAAGCGCGUGGCCGAGCUGGAGAACGUGCACAAUUCACUCGCUGAGGAGCUCCAGAAGCGCUACAUAUGCCCUGGCUGCGGAACCAACAACAUGGCGGCGGCGGAGGAGGAGGCGGCGCCCGCAGCGGCGGUGGCAAACUAA